GAAGGAGCGCACUUUUCAAGCCAAAGAGAAAAAAGCGCGGAGGGAGAGAGAGAGAGAAAAGAGGAGGAGGGAACGGAGGGGAAGAGCGUGUUUAAGGCAAAUAACUGUCAGUGAGGAGGAGGACGGCGGAGAGACUCCACCGCGUUUCUUUUCUCCACAUCAGCUUUUACGCACGCGUUGACAAGACGCACAGACCAUUUCCCGCUGCUUUUACCUAACAAUGGACUGCCGCUUGGACUGUUUGCUCACCAUAAUGGAGUAAAGACAUUUGAGCAUGUUUAUAUGAAGCACGUGCUUUUUCAAAUCAAAAAGCGGAGGGAGCAGGAGUGCUAUUCUUCAUACUUUGAGCACCUUUUGACAAACUUGCCCGCAUGUGGACAGAAAACACGGAUAUCUCCAACUCUGUCGUGACUUGGCAUUUGCCAGCAAAGUGUUAUUACGCAUCUUAGAAAAUGGAUUUUGGACACUUUGAUAUCAUCUCCUGAGAGAAAACACACGUUCACGCACUGAUAAGAUUUUAAUUGGAAGCCGGCAUUUUUUUGUGUGGACUCUUUGGACCAUUAAACUUGAUACGUGGAAGAGAAGGAGAAUUUUGGGACUUGGCCGUUUUGACGGGUUGAGUCCAAAAAUGGAUUUAUCAACAUGGGUUUGCGUUUGUGCGCUCACACUUGUGUCGACUUUGGCCGUCACAGCGGAGGAAGGAGGAUCUGAGCCAUGUGGUGGCUAUUUGGAUGCCACCGACGCAGGCUACAUCACCACUCCCGGCUACCCACUCGAGUAUCCCCCCCAUCAGAAUUGCCGCUGGGUCAUUACAGCACCAGAACCUUCUCAGCGCAUCGUGCUCAACUUUAACCCACACUUUGAGAUCGAGAAACUGGACUGCAGGUAUGACUACGUUGAGAUCCACGAUGGCAACUCUGAGACAGCUGACUUGCUGGGAAAACAUUGCAGCAAUAUUGCACCAGCACCAAUCAUUUCAUCUGGACCCGCCCUGCACAUCAAAUUCGUGUCCGACUAUGCCCACCAGGGAGCAGGCUUCUCGCUGCGCUAUGAAAUCUUCAAAACUGGUUCCGACUGUUCCAGAAACUUCACAAGUCCCUCAGGUCUCAUUGAAUCUCCUGGGUUCCCUGACAAAUACCCCCACAACCUGGAGUGCUCCUUCAUCAUUGUCGUGCCCCCCAGCAUGGACGUGAGCCUCACUUUCCUCACCUUUGACCUGGAGAAUGACCCUUUGCCUGGAGCAGAGGGGGACUGCAAGUAUGACUGGCUUGAGGUUUGGGACGGCCUUCCUGGAGUGGGCCCACUGAUUGGUCGAUACUGCGGGACCAUGGUACCACCAGAGAUCCAAUCAUCUACUGGAAUUCUCUCUCUGUCCUUCCACACCGACAUGGCAGUGGCUAAAGACGGCUUCUCGGCGCGCUACAACAUGACGCACAAGGAAGUCAGUGAGACGUUUCAUUGUAGUAAUGCUUUCGGCAUGGAGUCUGGAAAGAUCACCGAUGAACAGAUUACAGCUUCAUCAAGUUUUUAUGACGAAAACUGGCUGCCACAUCAGGCCAGACUCAACUACAACAACAAUGGAUGGACACCCAAUGAAGACAGCAACAGAGAAUACAUACAGGUGGAUCUCUACACAUUAAAGGUGAUCACAGGGAUCUCCAUGCAAGGCGCCAUUUCCAAGGAGACGCAAAAGUCAUACUAUGUAACCACUUUCAAGAUGGAGGUCAGCACCAAUGGCGAGGACUGGAUGGUUUACAGACACGGCAAGAAUCAUAAGGUUUUCCAUGCAAAUACAGACGCCACUGAGGUAGUCCUCAAUCGGAUCCCUCAACCAGUACUGGCCCGCUUCGUGCGAAUUCGCCCUCAAUCAUGGAAAAACGGCAUCGCUCUACGGUUCGAGCUUUACGGCUGUCAGAUUACGGAUGCUCCUUGCUCAGAUCUCCAAGGCAUGCUGUCCGGAUUAUUAGCAGAUUCACAAAUAUCAGCGUCGUCCAUGAGGGACAUUCACGGCUCCAUGGGCGCAGCCAGACUAGUGGCAAGUCGCUCAGGCUGGUUCCCCAACCCAACACAGCCCAUUGCUGGAGAAGAAUGGCUGCAGGUGGAUCUCGGCGUGCCCAAACUGGUGCGUGGGGUCAUCACCCAGGGGGCAAGAGGUCUAGAAGGCAGCACCAGCGCUGAGAACCGAGCUUUUGUCCGGAAGUACAAACUGGCUCACAGUUUGAAUGGAAAGGAUUGGACGUACAUCGCGGACAGUAAGACAGGCUUUGCAAAGAUUUUUGAGGGCAACAGCCAUUAUGAUACACCCGAGGUGCGGCGCUUUGAAGAGAUAAUGACUCAAUACAUCCGAGUAUUUCCCGAGAGGUGGUCCCCUGCUGGAAUUGGCAUGAGGAUGGAGGUCCUUGGUUGUGACCUGCCAGAAACAACUACUAUGCCUGACACAGCGACCCCCACACUGCCAAGGGUGGAACAGUCCACUGCAGCAAUGAGACCUGCCACCACUCCAUCGCUGUGGUCGGUGUGCGACUUUGAACAGAGCUUGUGCGGCUGGUCUGCCGAUCCCCAAUCAGGCGUCAGCUGGUCCUUGCACACCGCUGGGAGCAGCGCUGCGGGGCAUGGCCCUCAUGAAACCAGGCUGGAUUUAACACUGGGAUCAGAGAAUUUGUCAGGCAACUACCUCCACCUGGACGCGGGGGCUCACACCCAGCGGAAGCGCGCCAGGCUCCUGAGCCCGGAGGUGGCCCCCGAGCAAGGCCCGCUCUGCCUGGUCUUUUACUAUCAGCUGCAAGGGGAGGCUCAUGCAAGCCUGAGGGUCCUUUUGAGGGACAACGAUCAGGAGGAGACGCUUCUGUGGUCUUUGAAAGGAGAUCAGGGCGCUCACUGGAGGGAGGGCCGCACUGUUUUGCCACAAAGCCCCAAGGAAUAUCAGGUGGUGUUUGAAGGUUUUUUUGAGCAUCCGACCAGAGGCCACAUUAGAAUAGAUAACAUUCACAUGAGCAACACCAUCAACCUGGAGCAGUGCACACAGAGUUUCCACCCGUUGACUCCUGACAUAACAAGGGGUGCCAUGUCUGGAAUGGAGCCCACUGUAGACACAGUGGCAGUGCAGCCAUUUACUGCCCACUGGUACUACGUGUUAGCGGGAGGUGGCGCCCUCCUUCUGCUGCUAACUGUUAUUACGGCAGUGGUUUUGUGCUGCCGUCGGCGCCGUUGGGGAUCCAGCAAGACCAGCGGUAGCCAUCAUCACUCGGUCAUGUACCACAACAGUCAACAUCUAAACCACCCCAACUGCUUCUACAACCAAAACUCCAGCUGUAAUCUCCCCCACAACGCUGAACAAAACCCGUCUCACUCGCAAAGCGGGCCAAGCCUGGAGACUAUGUUGGUUGGCGGGCAGGACAAAGACGACUGUUGUGAUUCCCAGUGUUGAAAUGUGAACCGACUGGGAAGUUCAGAGUAUUUUGAAUGGAACGAGGACUUCCUAUGAGCAAGAAUUUGGCUGAGUCGGCGUUAAAAUCGACACUUCCCAUCGGGAUGCGUCUUCAUUUUUGCUUCCUCCGUGAGAGGAGUCGUCACACUGAUAAGAGAAGCCUAAUUUACGCAAUGAAUACUUCUGUACAUCAAAACCUGAAAUGGAGCACACCACGGACGUUCUCAUGGCAUUUGUUCUUCGGUGGAAUUCAGAGCAGGAUACAUCUGCCUGCUUCAUUUUGGUCCCUGCAUGGAUGGUGCUUGACCCUAAACAACCUUUCCUGGUUUCAUGAAUUACACUGAAACAUUUCUUUCUUGAGGAUGAGAAGAAGCUUGUGGGGUUUUUUUGUCCACAAAAGUUAGAGAGACAAAGAAAACGAGAGGACCGAAGCUAAAAACAAACGUCAGCAGUGAACAGCUGACAAUUUCAAGUGUGUUUUUCUUUUGGUCUGUCACUGUGGAGUAUGUCUUUUUUUGUUUGUUUGUUUGUUUUUGCAUUUUAAACCAGGGGUGUCCAAACAUUUUUCUUUCUUGGGACACCACUGGUUUAGCUUGUCCAAUGUAUAUAUUUUUUGCCAUUUUCAUCAAGAUGGUAAAAAUACUGUUUUUUGUGAUUUCAUACCUCAAUGUGUUAUCAUUAUUUAAUUUAUUGUCGUUCAUGUUUGUUGAUAUUAUUGUGCCUUUUCCACAGUUGGCUUCUGAUUGGCUAAAACGGUAUCGCCGCCCAUGUCUUUGGUGUGACUGUCUUAACUCUUUAUAGGGCAAGUGACUAUUUUUGUAUUUUAAAAUAAUAAGACCUGGCAUUCACAUACAUCAUAUUUUAGGGUCAUGUAGGCCACCCUAUCAACAUUUGGUUUACAAGUGUGGCCUAAAUGACUUUGAUGUAUAUAUAUUAAUUUUUCAAUUAAUAGAAACAAUUAUUAACUAAAUGAAUCAUAUUAAAAUAAAUAAACACAUUCUUAUUACAGUGGUUCUUAACCUUGCUUAAGGUACCGAGCCCCACGAGUUUCACAUGUGCAUUCACUGAACCCUUCGGACUUUAAUUAUGUAGCUUUUUUAUUGUUUUAUUUUUUUACCAAAUUCAAAACCAAUACAGUGAUCACGCGCUACUUCGCGCUUCAAACUUCAAAUAAUGAGCUGUCCCGAGCAUAUCGCGUAGUCUCACUCUCGCGCCUUCCCUCUCCCUGCUCUUUGUUUGUCAGCCCGUGCACUGGAGUUGAUUAUUAAAGUUAACGACGUUGACAGAUGUCUGGGUUUGAUCUCGCCAGACCCGCUAAUUUCAAAGCGCUGCAUGCGUCAAUCAUUGUUUAACUUGUUAAACAGUUGCUGUGGCAACUCAACGUGUGUGAGUGAGCAGUUUGAGUGGACUCACUCAGUGAAGCAUUUUUGUACUACAGUACUUUAUUGUUGUUAAAAAAUAAUUCGGUGGGGCAGUAACAUGUUCAAAACGUAUCAUAAUUAUUACAUUUGAAGUUCUUAAAAACGAGGGAUCACUGUACAGGUAAGCUAGCAAGCAAAUUACAGUUGAAAUUUAUUCAAAUUUCAAAUUUACUACAAAUAAAUUAGGUGUUUUACAGUUAAAUUUCUCGUUGGAAAAUGAGAUUUCAUGUCUAGAUUCUUUCAUUUCUUAUGUAUUCAUUUUACUUUCAACCUGUCCUGUUCAGCUGCUUAGACACGGACAAUAGGAAUCUGAGUGUCUUUAUGGUCUGAACAGCUUUAAUGUAUCACAUGGGAGUUUGAUAUACAGUGAUCCGUCGCUACUUAGCGCAUCAAACAUCGCAGAUUUUUUUUUUCCCAAUUAAAAAUAAAUAAAUAAAUGCUGGAUUUUAUGGAGAUGUCCCAUCCGAUCACAUACAGCCUGUCACUCUCCCUCCAUAAGCUUUUCUUUCUCACCAAACAGCUGCAGUUUGUUAAAGUUAACGCUGAGUGACAAGGUAGCUGCUUUGAACUUUCCAGAGAAGCUUGAGAGUACUACCUUUCAAAGGCUCCGACUCGUUUAACCUGUUAAACAUUGGCUGUAGUGUGCUAUGGCAACGCAUUGUGUUGUGUUGUGUGCUGUUCUAAGCAGCAUGAGUUGAUUUGAGAGGACUCACCCAAUGAAGCAUUUAAUAAAGAAUUAUACUUUGGGGGGAAAAAAGGGGGAAAAAAUCAUGUCUUGUGUGUAUCUUUUUCCAAUGUUAAAUCAGAAUUAAGGGUCUAACGGUACAUGUAUUUGUAUUGAACCGCUUUGGUACGUGGUGCUCAGUUCGGAACGGAGGGGUACCGAACGAGUUUCUGACGUAAUGUAACCCUUACUUUUCGAGGGUGUGAGUCGAUCAGGUAACAGUUUCUUUGUGUAGAUUAUAUUUACUCCAUCUUCUCUACUGUAAUGAGGACCAACACGGUACGACAGUAUAACCCAGAAACGUCAACGGCGCGACAAUGUGGCCGCCGCAAGAACGCAGUAAAAUGCGGGCGUUAAAGUCAGUCAGCCAAUGCACACCGGUCGCAUUGUGGCCGCGUGUUAGACGCGUCCCAGAAGCGGCUUAACACGACGCACGCGAAAAGAACGAGUUUAUUAUUUGACACGAGACGCGACCCUCCUGUGUCAGUACUACUACCGGUAGCUCUGAUCGGGCAUACCGGAAGUCACUCGUGUAAAAAUACGGUGGAUCCGGUCGAUUUUCAAACUAAUAUGCAAUCGUAACCCACUUUUGGAGUCCAUCAGAUCUCUUGAGUGGUAGAUCGGGGCACAGUUGACUUGUCUUUGUUGAUUUACUGCUGUCUUCUCUGCUAUAAUAAUAACCAACACGGCCCCGUGUUCAAUACAAAACCCUCAUACCACAACAAAACAAGUAGGAACUAAUAUUCACAAGUUAUACAACAUAAAAUAUACAAUAUAAAUGAAUACUACAUCACAUUCGUAAAAUAUAAACACAUAAUAAAAUAAAUAACAGCCCAUUUAAAUAUAAUAAAUUGAAAUGAGCUAAAACACCUGUAAUUAAAUAAUAAGAAUAAUACACAGAUCUUCCUUACACAAUUAAAUUUAUUUAUUUCUGUGUGGCGCUUUAACUUGAGAAAAUCCACCAAUAAAGCUUUUGAAAACCGUUCAUAAGAAAAAAAAAAGAUUCAUCGAGGCAUUUCGUUUGUAAAAUAAAUGUUAAAAUCUUUGUCAUUGGGAUUGCUUUUCUCUUUAGCACAGGACUUCUUUUUUCUUCUUUCUUUCAGAAAGAAAGCUGACCAAUACGUGGGGUCUGAAAGGCAAAUUGUUGUUGGAUUAUUUUUAAAUACCCGUUAGUUUUUGAGCAGAAUUCUAGCUUUGUAUAGGCUAAUGUUCCCAUUGUUGAAAGCACAAAGGUGUGUAAUAAACAACUAGCACAUUUAUAUUUUGCAUUUUGUUUUCUUACGGUACCGAAAAUGAACCGAACCGUGACCUCAAAACCAAGGUACGUACCGAACCGAGAUUUUUGUGUACGGUUACACCCCUAAUCAGAAUAAAUACAUUGAACACACCAUUUUUUGGGGUAAAUAACCUACAUCUCUACUUCACGGAUUACGAUUAUCACGGGAGGGGUCUCCAUUAACCGCCGAAAAUGAGGGACCACUCUACUCCCAUUGUGGUUGUUCAUCAUUUGCCUGGCUCUACCAGACUAUUCUCCCUGUAUUUUUCAAACACUGAGAGUAUAGUCCGGGAACCAGCCCAUUGAUGGCCUCUCGAGCAGGUACAAAAUCAAUCGACAAAUCAGAUUCGUUCAUUUGCGUGACGUGUUCUUAACGAGCAACGUCACUCUUGCGCGUCGAAAGUCGUCUCCACAACAACACAGAUGGUGAACGGAAGAGCCGAGAAUAUGUUCCAAUCCACGAUAAAAUCAGUUUUAAAUUACCAAAAACACAUCGACACGAGUCAUUGACAACAGUCUGUCUCGCGCUAGCCAUGUUGAAUAAACUCCGCUCUCUUCGUAUGUUUACUUCCGCGCGCAAGUCCCUCGUCCUUCCCUCGUCAUUUUACUAACGUCACGUCUGCCCGUCGCUGAUUGAUCCACUCCGCUGUCUGUUUGCUGUGGCUUGCUCCGCCCUGGAAAUUGUAUCCGCGUGAAUGGUGGCCAGACUCAAUAGCUGGAACAGCGGUGAGUCUGGUGUACCAGGCAAGUUCAUCAUGUCUAGAUUCUCAUUUUAUGCUCGCAUCCUUGCAUCACAUACUAUUUUCAUUGCAUAAAAUAUGACGCAAAUGUUUUUUUUUUUAAUUAUCUGCACAGUGCACGCUGCCUGUAGGUAGGUCUGUUAUACUUCCUCAUCAUGAGUCAACCUGAGCAAACCAGUUUCUCAUCCAAUUAGAUAAAGGGCUAGGAGUUCAAAUAAAUGGAAUAAAGCCUGUAAAUUGGAGGCAACCCAGUCUAAAACCUAGUCUAAAACGACACGUGGCCUUUAGUCAGAGUAUGAAAAUAGGGCCCUGUGUGUCUUAACCUUCACCAAACCCCUGGGGUUCAAUCAAACCCUGGUUAAAAACCACUGUCUUAUUAUGACCUCCAAUAACAGUUUUUUUUUUUCAUAGUAUUUACCGCAUUGCCUCUAAAUACUCAUUUUUUUCAGCCAAUGAGUUAAAUGAAUGCCCUAUAAAGCAUUAAUGUGUUGUCACAUGAACAUUUUUGUUUUUUUAGUCUUAACAAUACCUACGUGGACGACAAUGUCAAGGGGAAAAAAAAUGUCCAAAGCAUAUGCACGACGAACACAGUACAGCACAUGAAAAUACAAAGCCGUGACACGCAUUUUGGAUGAUUUUAAACAACCUAGUGAUGUCGAAAAAGUUGUGCCUCAGUGUUUAAUGGCCGUUUGCCUGAAUCCUAUGGAUGACUUCAAGCCUGUGUCUGCUUCUUCAUAUGAUCAAUGAAUGAAAUGAACCACCAAAAGACAAUUCUACCCGUCUUUGACGGGGUGAAGCUGCAGGUGUAUUCCCACAUUGUUGUUGGUGUUCACCCGAUUGAUUGCUUGGUAAAGGGCAAACAUUUUGCUUUUUAUUCAUUAGAUGAGACCAACGCAUAUGCUGUGACCUUUGUACUCACAAAGCCGUUAAGCCUUUAUCUUACAACUUUGUGGAUGCCUUUACGAUCAUAUUUUUUAAAUGGAUUACAUUGAAUUAACUGCGGCACUUUCUUAUCCCAAACCUAAGCAUCAGUAGAAGGAAAAACUAACAUGUUUUACUCUUUCAAUGUCAUUGACAGCGAUAGACAUUGAAUCAAUUUGUUAAUUUAUUUUUUAAAAAAAAGAAACAUUAAAGCCGUUACAACAGUAGAAAGUUUGUUGAUGUUUUAUUAAUUUCAGUAUUGUAAGUUAAUAUGCCAAAAUGACUGUGUGAUCAAUGUCAAAACAGUUGAUUUUUUUGCAACUUUGGGUCGUCUAUCAUUGUCAAUGGCAACCAGUGAGUUAAUGAAUAUCCUUAUUGAUUGUUGGUUGUCACCAAGUUUAGAUUUUUCAUUUUUUCAAAUAAUUACAGAAUUUUUGGGAAGUUUGAAAUGCAACCCUUUAUUGGGCAAAUGAAUAUUUGUGGUAGUUUUAAAAAAAUCAAUACUUUAAUAUUGUCUGUCAAUGAGGCCUGUGAUUGGCUGGCAACUGGUUUAGGGUGUACCCUGUCUCCUGCCCAUUGUUAGUUGGAUAGGCUCCAGCACCCCGCGACCCUUGUGAGGAUAAGCAGCUCAGAUGAUGUAUGAAUGAAUUCAUUUUACAAUAUUAGUAUUAGAGUUUAAAUAGAGAUUUUUAUAUUAUUUCUAUGGGGGCUUUCACACGACCAGAGUUCUUUUUCUCAGAUAGUCCGCUUCAUUUUGUAAAUGUGAAUGCGCAUCCGAUCUCGAUUUCGGACCAAACAAACAAACUCUGGUGCGCUCCAAAAAAAAAAGUGGGUCUCGGUCCACAAGGACGUGCGAUAUAUAUAUUUUUUUUUUACCAAUCCACAAACCUUUGAUCUGCUUCAUUUGCUCGCACAGCCUCUCUCCCCCCCUUUCCCAGCUCUCAGUCACUGCGGCACUUGCUUAUUAAAGUUAACGAUGAAUUCUAUCUGGUCAAAGAAGCCAGGCAGCAAUCUGUCAAUCAUCGUUUAACUUGUUAAACAGUUUCUGCAAAGAAGCGCGGGCUGGAAUAAAUGUGUGUGUCUGUGGGGGGACGUGGAGACGUUCGAG
Molecule: messenger RNA, 9617 nt
Organism: Corythoichthys intestinalis (scribbled pipefish)
Lineage: Eukaryota; Metazoa; Chordata; Actinopteri; Syngnathiformes; Syngnathidae
Product: neuropilin-2-like
Exons: 17
Coding region: 629-3427 (932 amino acids)
Biological process (GO): vascular endothelial growth factor signaling pathway; angiogenesis; axon guidance
Cellular component (GO): postsynaptic membrane; plasma membrane; axon
Molecular function (GO): vascular endothelial growth factor receptor activity; semaphorin receptor activity
Source: RefSeq, a predicted model, not a curated record